AUGCAUAUAAAAUUUUUCAUACAAAAAACAAGAGAAGUAAUAGAUCAAUCACAAAAAAAUAUUAAAUUAGCGAUAAUUGAUCAUAUUAGUUCAGUUCCAGCUGUUAUAUUCGAUAUUGAACAAAUAAUUAAAUUUUUUCGCUCUCAGAAUAUUUUAACUCUUAUUGAUGGUGCACACGCAAUAGGUUCAAUACCAAUUAAUUUACAACAAAUGAAUCCUGAUUGUUAUCUAACAAACAGUCAUAAAUGGUUAUUUAGUCAUAGAAGUGGUUGUUUAUUAUAUGUACGAAAAGAAUUACAAACUUUAAUUAGUCCAAUAACAACAUCAUUUGGCUAUAAACAAGGUUAUCAAGAAGAAUUCAAAUGGUUAGGUACAAAAGAUUAUAGUAAUUAUUUUACAAUAAGUGAUGCUAUUGAUUUCCGACAAAUGAUUGGAGGUGAUAUGGCUAUAUAUGAAUAUAAUCAUCAAUUAGCUGUAAAUGCUGGUAAUUUAUUAGAAUCAAUGUGGAAUAGUUCAACACUGACUACAAAUGACGAAUAUAUUGGAUUUAUGAAUAAUGUUCAACUCCCGUUAAUUAUAAAUACAACAGAAUCAAGGAGGAAUUUAUAUAAUAAAUUGAUAGAACGAUAUAACAUAUUUCUACCAUCCUUUCAAUUUGAUAAUAAAUAUUAUUGCAGGAUCAGUGCACAAAUAUAUUUAGAACUGACAGAUUUUGAAUAUGUUGGAAAUUGUGUAUGA
This is a messenger RNA of Didymodactylos carnosus, 738 nucleotides long. Lineage: Eukaryota; Metazoa; Rotifera; Eurotatoria; Philodinida; Philodinidae. The record is from the annotation of a GenBank genome assembly.